UUCUUCUUUUCUUUUCUUUCUCUUUGUGUCCCUGUCGAGCGUGUCCUGCGAAAAGACCACACCCAUCAACUUCAUCCAUUGUAGCCAUGUGGAAGACCACGCUCCCAGCGCUGCUGGCUUUUUUCAGCAUCGGCCACGCAGCGACAACCACUAAAUCCACCACCACCACCGCCUCCACCACAUCCAGUUCCUGGUUUAUGGGAUGGUAUAUUGGCAAUUCAUUUACCGAGGAAAUGACGGCGACGCUCCCCUGGGUGACCUCGGGAUCUUACGCCGGCGAAUGUACAACCACCGACGCUAGCAAAUGUGUGUUGCCCACUGCAUGUAGCAACAACAUCCUCACUUACAAUGACGGUGAGACGUUUUCUUGCGGAACCGCCUAUUCCUGCGUAACGUUUACCAUCUUCGAGACGUCUCCCAACGGCCUUCCAUCAGCGAGUAGCGUGGGCUGCUGGGAAAACUGGAGCGCCUGGACCAUUUACCGCACCAUUGAGGCCUCAACAACCAGCACAUCCACUACUACAACUACUACAACUACAACUACAACCACAGCGACCACCGCAACAAGAACUACCGACUCUAGCACAACCACCGCAACCAACGCCGCCGAAACAGCAAACAGCGAUAGCAACAAGGGGUCCUCCUCAUCAGGCAGCCGGGCCUGGAUCGCCGGAGCCGUGAUCGGCCCUGUCGCCGGCGCCGCCAUCAUCGCAGCCGCAGCAUUAUUCUUUAUUCGCCGCAGGAACAAACCCGAGUACGCUACCGCCGCGACCACCUCCCAGCCGCACACGCCGCAGGACGGAUCGUACUUUGGGCCUCCCGGCGCGAAGCCCUAUGUCGCCGGACCAUCGGAGCUCGCAGAAUCGGACUAUAAAGGGUAUGCGCCUGUGUCGGCCAGUAUACCUGUUUCUGAGAUGCCGGCUGGAGAGCAGAAUGUGCGUCCAGUGCCGCAGCAGCACGAGGCUUAUGAGUUGCCUUCUUAAGUAGAUAGGUAGGUACCGGGAGAGGGGGGGGGGUGUUUGUGGAGAGAGAAGAAA
Messenger RNA from Aspergillus ochraceoroseus IBT 24754, 1037 nucleotides. RefSeq lists its product as uncharacterized. The transcript has 4 exons. The coding region runs from base 87 to 983 and encodes 298 amino acids. NCBI's taxonomy places the organism in Eukaryota, Fungi, Ascomycota, Eurotiomycetes, Eurotiales, Aspergillaceae. The record is from RefSeq and is a predicted model, not a curated record.